Messenger RNA from Penicillium olsonii, 1383 nucleotides. The record is from the annotation of a GenBank genome assembly. NCBI's taxonomy places the organism in Eukaryota, Fungi, Ascomycota, Eurotiomycetes, Eurotiales, Aspergillaceae.
AUGCGUCCAUUCGCCCCUGCGACACGUCAGUCAUGGAUGGGAUUACUUGCUUCAGCUCUUCUGGGCACUUCAGUCGUAGGAGCACUGGAGAUGGAUAUUGAAGACGGAGAUUCCAUCAGAAAAGUGGCCAAGCAGGUCGCGACCAACAUGAUGAGCUACUAUACAGGCAUGAACCCUGGCGACAAUCCUGGAAACCUCCCAGAUCCCUAUUACUGGUGGGAAGCGGGUGCGAUGUUCAACUCUCUCAUCGAUUACUGGUUUUACACAGGUGACGAUACCUGGAACGACAUCACAAUCCAAGGACUGCUUUGGCAAGCUGGAGAUAACAAGGCAUUUAUGCCGAACAAUCAAAGCAAGACCGAGGGUAAUGAUGAUCAAGCCUUCUGGGCAUUUGCUGCCAUGUCUGCCGCGGAGCGAAACUUCCCAAACCCGCCCGAUGAUCAGCCACAGUGGCUUGAGAUGGCUCAGGCUGUCUUCAACACCCAGGCACCCCGAUGGGACAACUCCUCAUGUGGGGGUGGCUUACGCUGGCAAAUCUUCACAUGGAACAACGGCUACAACUACAAGAACACCAUCUCCACUGGUGGCUUUUUCAAUUUGGCUUCCCGUCUGGCGAAAUACACAGGGAAUAAAACAUACGCAGAAUGGGCAGAAAGGGCCUGGGACUGGACCGCCGACGUCGGUUUUAUGACGCACGACUAUAAAUUCAUGGAUGGAGCCAGCGACCUGACCGAAUGCAAGCCCAUCAACAAAAUCGAAUGGACUUAUAACGCCGGGGUUUAUCUGCUGGGCGCUGCUAACAUGUACAAUCUGACGGAGGAUUCAAAAUGGAAAGAGCGUACCCAGAAGAUCGUCGAUUCCACAGGUAAAUUCUUCUCUCAUGACCCGCCCAACGUGAUGUAUGAGCGAGCUUGUGAAACAGUCAACACCUGUAUGGUUGAUCAACGAUCUUUCAAAGGAUACCUGGCGCGAUGGAUGGCACAAACCACUCAGAUGGCUCCUUUCACGUAUGAUCAAAUCAUGAAACGACUGAAAGCUUCUGGGAUGGCAGCCGCCAAGACUUGCACGGGGGGUGUGAAUAACAACGUCUGUGGUCUCCGAUGGGUCGACGAAAAGUGGGACAAAACAAAGGAUUUCGGUCAACAAAUGGCCGCCCUCGAAGUGAUUCAGGCCAAUCUCAUCUCCCGCGUGGCGGCCCCGGUCACCAAGGAUGACGGUGGUACCAGUAAGGGCAAUCCGAACGCAGGCACCAAGCCCCCCAAGACAGUCCCACCCGGCCUUGACUAUGCCAUCACCACCGGCGACAAAGCCGGUGCAGGGAUAUUGACAGUCCUGACUUUGAUUGGGAUUGGCGGUUCCUGUGGGUGGUUGAUUUGGGAUUGA